Molecule: messenger RNA, 2157 nt
Organism: Aedes aegypti (yellow fever mosquito)
Lineage: Eukaryota; Metazoa; Arthropoda; Insecta; Diptera; Culicidae
Exons: 11
Coding region: 531-2054 (507 amino acids)
Source: RefSeq, a predicted model, not a curated record
UUUCUAGAUUGUACACGGUAGUAAAGCGUCGGAAUUUGAGUGCCCAUAGGGAAAAUCGCUAUCGCACCGUAGAAGGCUGACGAAAAGUGUGAAAAUUGUUCACCUUUGACCCCCUUGGACUGAAUAGAGUGAAUCAUCGUGGGGUAGCUUUGAAGGAAUGAAGGCUUGCAUAGCUCGGAAAAUAGAUGUACAGUGAAUCCUCCGUGAGCUGAAGUGAUUAUUUCGCUGUAUUAAGGAUCAUAAUAAUCACAUAUAUGCAGAGGAUUACGACUCUUAUGUUUGUAUCACGGAGGUUUCACUUGGAUUAGUGGGAAAAGUGGUGCACGUUUGCCGUCACCUUAGCUCGUUGCAUGAAUGUGACGUCGCUGUGAAGAAAAAGCAAACCAGGAAAUACACACAGACAAAAGGAAGCCGCACGUUAUCGAGUGGGACGUGGAAGUGAAAAGCCGCAAAGUACACAUUAAGUGGCCAUAUUUUUCCAACCCUAACUGGAUAUAACUGACCGCUCUGCCAACACCGGUUCAACAAAAAUGAUUCACACCAAAAGCACGAUUGUGGCAUUGCUUCUGACAGUAAUCCUAUCCAUAUCACUUGAAAGCAAUAGUGCAGCCCCUGCAUCGCCAGCAACAGAACCUACACUUUUAACACAAGCUACUGGAAAAAGUAUAGAACCCGAUAGCAUAGACGAAGAAGUACUUGAACUUGAGCAUUUGAAACAUCCUCCACCGCAGCCAAGUGGAGGCGCCAACACCAAAGAGGAAAUUCUCCCUCAGCUGGAAAAGCAACUGGAAGAGGAAGCUCAAGCGUCAGCUUCGAUAACCACAUCAGAUGAAGACGCUGAUGGAGCUGACAACGACGACGAUGACGCUGAUGAUAACGAUGACGAUAAUGAUGACGACGAGGACGAGGAAAGUAACGACUACUCUGAAAAGUUGGCCAAGGCUUCGGAGAGCAUGCUACUGAAAACGUUAGCCGAAUAUCACAACCAGCAACGCCAAGAACUAGAAGCAGCUCAGCACCAACAGCACCAUACUCUGCCGGUCGGGGGCGAUACCAACAAACUUGACUCGGCUGACGAGAACAUGAAACUAAUGAAGUUAUUGCCAGGAGCAGCGCGCCUCACAUUUGGUCAACGGUAUAGUUUAGAUGGUACGACAACCACGUCACCGACUCCAAAAACUACUCCACGUUCACAGCCUGAAGAAAUUCCCAACAACGAGGAUGAAGUUUCUCCGCACACAAACAACGGCCAUCGACGAGGAGAUAAUGCUGAGAUAUUGUUGCGACAUAGUGGUGGUCAGUAUUCGGCUUUCGACAUGUCCCAAUACGUAUUUUGGACUGGAGAUGAAGCUGGUGUUGCACGUGCCGUCGAAGAGCUGAUUCAAAAAGGCCUGAUGACUCGUGAAAAUGCAAUCAAGUUUUUACGAGAUAUUCGUCUUGGUAUAGAUUACCUUCAGAAUACAUAUUCAAGUCAUCCCCUAAAAUCGUCUGAGAGGCAUUUGAACAUUGAAAGUGGCAUCGCAACCAGUACCACUGGAAGUACCGUAACUGAAGAACCUACUACCGUUGCGACGCAUACAGAACCAUCGAUAAUCAGCGGUGCAACGGGACAACCAGCAACACUAGCACCAGAAAUACUUAAGGUCAUCGAACGGUUGCCGAGUCUUCUGAAGCUGAAUGAGCUUAGCGAGCAAAGAGAUUCUACACAGGAUUAUGACGACGUGGUAGGAAGACUGCGCUUGGCUGAUUUUCUGUACGCCGAAUACUCGCUAGAGGAGGUUAUAUAUCAGCUUGCAAAAGUUAUGUUUACUCAAUCACUGACACGUGGUUCAGAGCCCGCCCAGCACGCUUUGCAGAAGCUGACCGAGUUUCUCGAAUCAGAAGGCAGCCAUGGACGUAUUUCACCCGUGCUCCAAAAGAAGAUUCUUGACGUCCUAUUGGCUGCUCUUGCUGACACGCUCGCUGAAAAUCCCGAACUUUUGAAAGCGGCGCGAACUGCACUCGGAAAGCAUAUGGAUAAGAUUCCUCAAAGAAUCGCCCAUGAUAAUCACUAAGCUGUGAGAUGCUCUUUGCACAACAUGUGGAUCUGUUACCAGCCUUGGAUUUAAUCCCAAAAGAAAACAAGGAUUAUGUUGACUCUUUUUAAUACUUGAACUU